AUGACCCAUGGGGGUUUUAACAUCCCCUCACCCUCCUCAUUACGACAUGAUGAAAGUAACACUCCAUUUCCUUACUACUUUGUCGGAGAUGAAGCGUUUCCACUGUCUCGAAACUUAUUGAGACCCUAUUCAAGUAGAACCCUUGAUAAUACGAAGAGAAUAUUUAAUUAUAGAUUGAGCCGUGGAAGAAAAUCUAUUGAAUGUGUGUUUGGUAUGGCAGCAGAAAAGUUUGCGGUGUUGAAUGGGCCCAUACGAUGUCGUGAUCCAACAACAGUGAAUGAUAUAAUAAAAUCUGCCUGCAUCCUUCACAAUUUCGUACGGAAACGAGAAGGAAUUGAGUACAGACCCCACGACACAGCACAAAUGGACGAGACCGCGGAAGUACCAACCAACAUACGAGUACGAGAUAUGUCUAUACACGAGGGUUCUUCAGCGACUACUUUGAGGAAUUAUUUUUUUUAA
This is a messenger RNA of Macrosiphum euphorbiae (potato aphid), 462 nucleotides long. Lineage: Eukaryota; Metazoa; Arthropoda; Insecta; Hemiptera; Aphididae. The record is from the annotation of a GenBank genome assembly.